AUGUCCAAACUCCUCGCUGUCUUUGGCGCCACAGGCAACCAAGGCAGUUCCAUCAUCAACUUCGUCUCCAACGAUCCUGAACUCUCAAAGCAAUACCGCAUCCGUGCCAUAACCCGCGAUGUCUCCUCUCCAAAGGCCAAAGCCCUGCCAUCAAGCAUCGAAAUCGUGGCAGCAGACACCUCGGACCCAGCAUCCAUCACCUCAGCUCUCAAAGACGUCCACACAGUCUUCUUAAUGAGCACCCCAGCCUUCGGCCCCAACGCCCUCUCCUCAGAAUUCCAAACCAUCAAAACAACAAUCGACAUCGCCCUCACUGCAGGCGUGCAAUACGUAAUCUUCAGCACCCUCCCUCCUGUCUCCCAAAUUUCCUCCGGAAAAUACACCCUUGUCACACCCUUCGACGCAAAAGCCAAAGCCGAAGAAUACAUUCGCUCUCUUCCACCGGACAAAAUCUCCAGCGCAUUCUACUGUCCCGGCUCGUUUAUGGAGAAUUUCCUGCAGCCCGCCGCUGUCGGAAUUCGAAAAUUGGAGAACGAAGAGAAAUGGGUCAUGGAACGUCACGUCUCACCUAAAACUCAACUUCCUCUGAUUGCCGCGGUAGAAGAUACCGGAAAAUUCGUUGGCACGAUCCUUGCAGAGCCGGAGAAAUUCAAAGGUAAAACUUUGAGGGCGAUGGAGAAGUGGUAUAGUCUCGAGGAGAUUGUGGAGAAGAUAUCGGAGGUUACGGGAAAGAAAUUGGAGUAUAGACAGGUUGAGUUAAGAGGGAAGGUAGAGCAGAUGGGUUUCUGGGAGGGAAUGUUUGUGGAGUACUUCGGGUAUUUGGAGUACUUCGGGUAUUUCGGUCCUGGGCAGGACGAGGAGUUGGAGUGGAGUCGAGGGAUGGCGAGGGGUGAGUUGAUGGAUUUUGAGGAGUGGUUGAAAGGAAAGGAAAUUGUACUUAGUUGA
Messenger RNA from Cercospora beticola, 945 nucleotides. RefSeq names its product NmrA/HSCARG family protein. Gene Ontology annotation, cellular component: nucleus. The record is from RefSeq and is a predicted model, not a curated record. Lineage: Eukaryota; Fungi; Ascomycota; Dothideomycetes; Mycosphaerellales; Mycosphaerellaceae.